GCCCAUCCGGUGUCACGUGGUGCCGCAGGGGCUGUCGGGAAGGGGCGGCCUUUCCGCUCUCGGCGCGGUGGCGGCACCACGCGGCGCGGCCAUGGCGGACGGGGACGGUUCUUCCGUGAAGAAGCGGCGGAAGAAGGACAAGCGAUCGCUGCCCGACGAGGAUGUGGCGGACAUCCAGCACACCGAGGAGUUCCUCAUCAAGCCCGAGUCCCGCGUGGCGCAGCUGGACACGUCCCAGUGGCCGCUGCUGCUGAAGAACUUUGACAAGCUAAACGUGCUGACAACACACUACACACCCCUCCCCUCCGGUGCUAAUCCCUUGAAGAGGGAGAUCUCUGACUAUGUACGGUCUGGCUUCAUCAACCUGGACAAGCCUUCCAAUCCAUCUUCCCAUGAGGUGGUGGCGUGGAUCCGACGCAUCCUUCGAGUAGAGAAGACAGGGCACAGUGGCACCCUGGACCCUAAGGUGACUGGAUGCCUCAUUGUGUGCAUUGAGAGGGCGACACGGCUUGUCAAGUCUCAGCAGAGUGCAGGCAAAGAGUAUGUGGGAAUUGUUCGGCUGCACAAUGCAAUUGAAAGUGAGGCUCAGCUUGCCAGGGCAAUAGAAACUCUGACAGGAGCACUCUUCCAGCGACCGCCCCUCAUCGCUGCUGUUAAGCGACAGCUGAGAGUCAGAACCAUCUAUGAGAGCAAGCUGGUGGAGUAUGAUCCUGAGAGAAGAUUAGGUAUCUUCUGGGUGAGCUGUGAAGCAGGCACCUACAUCCGAACGCUUUGUGUCCACCUUGGUUUGCUGCUUGGUGUUGGGGGCCAAAUGCAGGAGCUCCGCAGAGUGCGGUCAGGCAUCCUGGGAGAGAUGGACAACAUGGUGACCAUGCACGACGUGCUGGAUGCACAGUGGCAGUAUGACAACAACAAGGAUGACAGCUACCUGCGGCGUGUCAUCCUGCCCCUGGAGAAGCUGCUCACCUCACACAAGCGGCUCGUCAUGAAAGACAGUGCGGUUAAUGCCAUUUGCUAUGGAGCCAAGAUCAUGCUGCCUGGUGUCCUGAGGUAUGAAGAUGGUAUUGAGCUUAAUCAGGAGAUUGUAGUCAUCACCACAAAAGGAGAAGCUAUCUGCCUAGCCAUUGCCUUGAUGACCACUGCUGUCAUUUCUACCUGCGACCAUGGCGUGGUAGCAAAGAUUAAGAGAGUAAUCAUGGAGAGAGACACAUAUCCCCGCAAAUGGGGCCUCGGUCCCAAGGCCAGUCAGAAGAAGAUGAUGAUCCAGAAGGGCCUGCUGGACAAACAUGGAAAGCCCAAUGAGUGCACACCAGAUUCCUGGAAGAAGGAGUACGUGGAUUACAGGGAGUCGUCCAAGAAAGAGGCAGCUAAAGCUCCCCAGGCUGUGUCAGAAGUGGAAAGGGCUCCAAAAAGAAAGCGAGAGUCAGAGAGUGAAAAUGAGGCUGCCAGCCCACCACCAUCCCCAGCCACUCCACCACCAGAGGAGCUGAGCAAAAAGGAGAAGAAAAAGAAGAAGAAAGAAAAGAAAGCCAAAGAAGCAUCUGAGAGUGGGGAAGAACAAAUAGAAGUGAUCAGUGAAACCAGCACCAAGAAGAAGAAAAAGAAGAAGAAACAGAAGGAGGUAGAAGAGAGCUCAGAGUAAGCAACUGGAUCUGUCCAAAGCAGGCGACCUCAUCAUUAGAGAGGGAGAAGUCUGAGGCAUUGAAAAAGAGGACUGCCUGUGCAGCUGAGGGGCCAGCAAGUUCCAAGUUCCUUUUCUGCUGUGCAUAUGAGUGAGAAGUUGUUUGCCCAGGACAUGCCCUGCUCCAGUACCCCUCCUCAUCCUGUUUUAAGGGUAGCCAGAGGAGAGUGGUGCCUGACUGCCCCUGCACUGAAUUGCUCUGUAAAGCUGGACACCUCAAUGCCAAUUGAAGUGGUAUCUUCAGGGAAGAUGCAGCUCCUUGCUUUUGGGGGUUUGUUUUCACCGUGAAAGAGAGGAAUAACACUUUCCCUUCUCUUCUCCUGCCUUUUCCUUCUCUUCCAAGGUCGAAACUGUUACCCGACAGUUACAGAAUGUGUUUGUGUCUGGAGGACUGGCUUAGCCAUGGCCCAUCUGGAAGGGUUUGGCACCUCUGCAGACAGCUGAAUCGGUUAUUUGAGGGGCUGUGGUUGAUUUUAACCUCGGUGUAUACUUGGCCUGACCCUCAGCUAGUUGAGAACAAAUGUCCAUUCUUUGGUACCUCUUUUCAACUUUAUCAUAAAAGGAUUAGAACAUGAAA
Molecule: messenger RNA, 2258 nt
Organism: Phasianus colchicus (ring-necked pheasant)
Lineage: Eukaryota; Metazoa; Chordata; Aves; Galliformes; Phasianidae
Gene: DKC1
Product: dyskerin pseudouridine synthase 1
Biological process (GO): mRNA pseudouridine synthesis; snRNA pseudouridine synthesis; box H/ACA sno(s)RNA 3'-end processing
Cellular component (GO): box H/ACA snoRNP complex
Molecular function (GO): RNA binding; pseudouridine synthase activity
Source: RefSeq, a predicted model, not a curated record